Lachancea dasiensis is the source of this 6513-nucleotide messenger RNA. NCBI's taxonomy places the organism in Eukaryota, Fungi, Ascomycota, Saccharomycetes, Saccharomycetales, Saccharomycetaceae. The record is from the annotation of a GenBank genome assembly.
AUGACCCAACCAGAUGCGAGUGCCAAUGACAAAAAAAUACGGGAACUAUAUAGGUACGAUGAGAUGUCCAAUAAAGUGCUGAGGGUAGAUAGAACAUUGCACUCCCAAAAAACAGAUCCCUCAAGAGACGCCGCACUUUCUCAGCCAAGAUCAAUGGCUGGGCGCAUUUCUGUGAAAGAAAUGGGUGAUGCUGCCAAUUCUGAAGCUAAUGCAAGUGAACAGGGAAUCCAUAGAAGAGAAGUAGACCAACGUGAAGAGAGAUAUGCCUCUAAACAGAUGCCUGAGGCUCCUGCUUCUAGAGCCAUGAAUUCGACCGUUCUUGGUAGCGAUUCGCUACAACAACUGCGAUACCAUCCCUCCAACGAAGUGAAUACCAGUAGAUACGAGAAGUUGGUCCAAACGAUCUCGCAGCUACUGGGAGAUGAUAUGCCUCACGACGUAGUGCUCUCAGCUACUGAUUAUGUUCUACAAACUUUGAAGGGUGAGAAAGAAACCGGAGGAACUGGAAUGGACCAAAAGUUAUCGGAAAUUCAAGAUAAUCUCUCCGUGCAUAUAUCCCAAACAAGUUUCCACGAGAUAAUAGAAACCAGUAAAAGUAUAACCGACUAUUUCAACGCAGAGAACCAAAAUGGGGACAGUCAAGACGUUGACAGAGGCGUCGCAAUAUUGGCCAGUGAGGAUGAAAGAGAAGAAAAUGAGAGUCCCGAUGGCAAUGCUUUGAUGACAGAGCUGGAAGAAGGUGAACGGGAAGAACUAGACGUGGAAGAAAGGUCUACGGAAUAUUUAACGAACAAUGAAUCAAAAUUAAUGGAACAAGAUCAAGACUCUCAGGAUAUUGUUAUGUUCUCCAAUCAGUCAGAUAUACCAUAUAACCUAGAGGCUGAAGUCCCAAUUUUUGACGUUGACGAACAGUUUUUGUAUCGAUGCCUUUGCGCAAAUCUGAAAAAUGAUCCAGGCCAGCUUAAGACUCUCGCUGAGAGCUUGCUUGGUAUUUUGGGCAAAGACGAAGCAGAGAUAGAAGUCGAGAUUGUGAGGCAAAUUCCUUCCAAAUACAGAAAGCUUAUUGAUUUUCUGCUUGCAAACAGUAAGUCUAUAUUUUGGGGAACUCACUUAUCUCAUGCAUCAGCUGAGCGGGAAUCUGAUCUAUUAGCUCACAUGAACAGCAUUGGCCUGACAAAUUUGGUACGAGAGUACGAAGGGAGGUCAAUGAGACCCAAGAGGCGACUUAGUUCAACUGCGCUUAGCGAUGACCGCUCAGAAGAAGCAAAAGGAGAAGGUGACAAGAAGAAGCACAAGAAAUCCAAUAUUCCCGAACUCCUUAACUUACAAGAACUCUUAUUUCAUCAAGGUUCAGAAUUGUUGACUAGAGCACAAGUUACCUUACCUGCAGAUUCGUUCAAGAGAGUGAAGCCGUCUUACGAGGAGAUUCACAUACCUGCUCCCUCACCUCCUUCAGAAAAGUUUGAACCAGUGCCUAUAACUGCUCUUCCUACGUGGGCCCGUGUAGCCUUUCCUGCCAACGAGACCACUUAUUUCAAUAGGGUUCAGUCAGAGGUAUUUUCCUCAGCAUUUGGAAACGAUGAGAACAUGCUAGUUUGUGCGCCGACGGGUGCAGGCAAAACAAAUAUAGCAAUGCUUGCAAUCCUGAGAGCCCUAUCACACCACCGCAACUCAAACCAGGGCACCUUUAAUUUGAAGAAUUUCAAAGUGGUCUAUAUAGCUCCUCUGAAGGCCCUGGUACAAGAACAAGUGAGAGAGCUUCAAAGAAGACUCACUUCUUUUGGCAUAAUAGUGGGGGAACUUACAGGGGACUCAAAUUUGACUAGCCAUCAAAUUGCCGAAUCUACUGUAUUGGUGAGCACUCCAGAAAAAUGGGAUAUAAUUACGCGAAAAAAGUCUGACAGCAGUGUUGCUAACCUUGUUGCGCUACUCAUCAUUGAUGAAGUUCACCUUUUGCACGAUGAGAGAGGUCCUGUAAUAGAAACAAUUGUUGCCAGGAUACUUCGUAAUCCUGAUACAAGAGACAGAACAAGGAUUGUGGCAUUAUCGGCAACCUUACCUAAUUACGCCGAUGUAGGGCGCUUUCUUCGAUUGAGAAAGGAAAACUUAUUCUUUUUUGAUUCCUCUUACAGGCCAUGCCCUCUAGCCCAGCAGUUCUGUGGCAUUACGGAGUCGAACGGAAUCAAGAAAGUCAAUGCAAUGAAUCAAGCCUGCUAUGAUAAGCUUUUAGAGGUCGUGAAAGAAGGCCAUCAAGUGAUUGUGUUUGUUCACUCCCGUAAAGAUACUGUAAGGACGGCUUUAUGGCUAAAAAAUAAGUUACUAGACGAAGAGAACCUGAAGUACUUUGUCAAGUCAGAACCAGGAUCAAGGGAAAUAGUUCAAAGAGAAGCCGAAACUGUUUCUGACACUUCUUUAGCGGAACUACUACAGCACGGGUUCGGUGUCCAUCAUGCAGGGUUAAGUAAGUCCGAUAGGUCUCUUUCAGAAGACCUUUUCGCGGACGGUCUUUUGUCCGUGCUUGUAUCCACUGCUACACUAGCCUGGGGUGUAAACCUACCGGCCCACGCAGUAAUUAUUAAGGGUACUGACGUCUACUCCCCAGAGAAAGGAACGUGGACAAAGCUAUCUCCUCAGGAUGUACUACAAAUGCUUGGAAGGGCCGGUAGGCCGCGUUAUGAUACGUACGGGGAAGGCAUAAUCAUCACCCAACAAUCAAGUAUACAGUAUUACCUUGCAAUGCUCAAUCACCAACUGCCCAUAGAAUCGCAGCUUAUCGCUAACCUUUCGGACAUAAUCAAUUCAGAAAUAGUCCUGGGCAAUCUGAAGACUAGGAACAAUGCGGUAGAUUGGCUUGGCUUCACCUAUUUCUUCGUUAGAGUCCUAGAAAACCCCGAGCUUUACAAAGUUCCCGAAAAUCUCAUCGAAGAAAAGUUAUUGGUCAAGUACCGCGAAGCGCUAGCCCACUCUGCCCUACAAACUUUGCACAACCAUGGCUUGGUGGUGUACGAUUCCAAAGCUGGUGCUGUUCGUCCCACUGAGCUGGGGAAGAUUGCGUCAUUGUUCUACAUCAAAUAUCAUUCUAUUUCGAUGUAUAACCAAAUGAUCAACGAGAACCUAACGUCGAUUGAAUUAUUACGAAUAUUUUCCAAGUCCGAUGAAUUCAAAUACAUUCCAGUUAGACAGGAAGAGAAGAUGGAGCUUCAAAAACUGUUAGACAAAGCUCCGAUACCAAUCCAAGAGUCCGCAGACAGUCCUCUCUCGAAAAUUAACAUAUUAUUACAAUCGUACAUCUCUCGAACAAGGCUAGAUGGCUUUGCUUUGAAGUCAGAUAUGGUAUACAUAACGCAAAGUGCCGGACGUCUUACUCGAGCUCUGUAUGAAUUGAGUUUAAAAAGAAACUUACCAAAAAUCGCCAAGAUGCUUCUGAAUCUUUCAAAGUCGAUUGAGAAAAGGAUGUGGAUUACUAAUUCUGCUUUGAGACAGUUCAAGAACUGUCCACAGGAGGUAAUUCGACACACAGAGGCAUCCUUUCUACCCUGGAAUGAUUACUUCGAGUUAACGUCUCCUCGUGAGGUAGGUGAGGCAAUAAGAUCAGAGAAAAAUGGUAAACUUGUAUAUGACUUAUUGAAAAGGUUCCCUAGACUGGAAGUGAACUGCUCAGUUCAACCCUUGACUCCAAGUCUUCUUCACUUUGAUUUGGAGAUUAUGCCCAAUUGGAUCUGGGACCAACAAAUUCACGGUAUAAGUGAGAGAUUCAUCUUGAUGGUCGAAGAUGAAAUGGGCGAUAAGUUGCUAUACGACGAUAGCCUAACGGUACAUCACAGAUUUAUUAAUAAAGAACAUUUUUUGGAUUUCAACAUCUUCCUAAGUCCAUCGCAACAAGAAUCCCUUCCUUCUAACUUCUUUGUGAGUCUUACUUCUGAGAAAUGGAUUCAUAGCGGAGUAAAGGUACCUGUUUUACUGGAAGAUAUCAGAUUACCCAAAAGAUUUCCCGCCCCGACUGCUCUGUCUGAUCUACAAACCAUCACCACACUGGAUGCCAAAAUGGAUGAAUUUUCAGAAGCUUUGCCGUUCACCCAGUUUAGCAGAAUUCAAAGUCAGGUGUUACCAACCGUCUUUGAUUCUAAUGAAAAUGUUUUCAUUGGGACAGCUGCAGGUAGUGAUAAACUUACCAUUGCCGAGCUGGCAUUAUUCAACUUGUGGCGUCAAGCUGGCGGUCGCUCGGUAUAUGUUUGUCCCUCCCAGUAUAAAAUCGAUAGCAUUUACGAAGACUGGAGUGAACGACUGGGCAGCUUAGCGGGAGGCAAGACCAUCAACAAAUUCCUUGACGACAACUUAGCUAAUGUGAAACUGCUAGCAAAAAGUCACUUGAUUCUUUGCACACCCCAGCAAUUCGACUUUGUAUCCCGUAAAUGGAAACAGAGAAAAAAUGUGCAAAACAUUUCACUACUAAUACUUGAUGACGUCCAUAUGGUUGGCAACGGUAUUGCUGGGGCUGUCUACGAGAACAUUAUAUCCAGAAUGAACUUCAUCUCGGCUCAGCUCGAGACGGAUCUUCGGGUCGUUGGACUUUCUAAUUCGGUAGCAAAUAGCAGGGAAUUCGGCGAAUGGAUGAGGGUGGAGAAGGAUAAUAUUUACAAUUUUUCACCUCUCGAUCGUGAACGCCCAUUACAAGUAAAACUACAAGUAUCCGACACUCCUGCUGGUUCCCGUGCUAACCUAUUACAUGAUUUGCUUCCAAACUUAGAGGAAUGCUUUUCUCAUAGCCAAGAAUCUAAGAGCAUGAUUUUAUUUGUUUCAUCUAGGAGUGAGGCGAUCAAAGUCUUGACCGAUACCGUCAGAUAUUGUGCUAAUGGGUCUUUACCAGUAGAACCUCACAACAAAGAAAUUGUCGAUAGUCUGAGCUCUUUUACAGCUACCCUUCCAAAAGAGGCUUUUCGUCUAAAAAUGGGAAUGUUGCAUUUGGACAUGAGCCAAGCAGAUCAACUUUUGACGAGGAAACUUUUUAGUCAAGGACACUUGAGACUUAUUAUCGUCUCUCGAGAAGUAGAGGUUGUGGGACUAAAAUCUAACACGGUUGUUUUAUUGGGUACCCAGUUCUACGAGGGGAGGGAGCAUCGUUAUGUUGAUUAUUCGGUUAACGAAAUUCAUAAAAUGUUGAGCAUUGCCACUUUGAGCGUAACUCACAACGAGGCACUGAUAUUAACGACAUUAAGAAUGAAGGAGUACUAUAAAAAAUUUCUAAUGGAGCCACUCCCCGUCGAGAGCUUUUUGUAUUAUCAAUUGCCUGAUUUAAUUUCGAAUGAAGUAAGCACGGGUGUCAUCGAAAGUAAACAAGAUUGCCUUGACUGGUUGACGUACAGCCUUUUCUACAGGAGAAUUCAUGGGAAUCCGAGCUAUUACGGUGUGAAGGAAGUAUCAUCUAUGGGGAUAUCUGCGUAUUUAACGGAAGUUAUCGAAGAAGCAGUCAAGGAAUUGGUCGAAAUCUCGAUGAUUGAAGCGGAAGAUGAUCAAGACGACGAGGAUAACCAUAAUGAACACCACGAUUCAAGGCUUGUUCCUUUGAAUGGCUGCCUGAUCAGUGCUCAUCACAAUGUUUCAUUCACCAGUAUGCAAAUUUUUCAUCGGAUGUUGUCAAAGACCUCUGGCCUGAGGAGUAUGUUAGAGGCUUUAUCAAGCGCACUGGGUGAAGGUUCGCUCACUGUGCGUCAGUCUGACGGCGAUAUACUAAAAGCCUUAUACGCCAAGGUCCCCUUAAAGGUCGUUCAGCUUACAGACUUCGAGUCUUCUGCAUUCAAGGCAUUUAUUCUGCUACAAUCAUACUUCACCAGAUUCUCGCUAAAAAAUGAUCUAAAAGCAGAUCUACUGCUUAUUCUAAAAGAUGCCCUUCCGCUAGUAAAUUCCAUGGUUGAUUUCUUAGCCGGGGAGGGGCACUUAAAUGCUACCAUCGCCAUGGACAUGUCUCAGAUGUUGGUGCAGGGUAUGUGGGAUACGGAUAGCCCGCUUUUGCAAGUUCCAUACUUCACCCAAGGUGAUAUUGAAAAGUGCAAACUGAAGAACGUUGAAACAGUUUAUGAUAUCAUGGCACUUGAAGAUGAUGAGCGCGACGAGUUGCUGACAUUCAGCAUGGAUGAGUUGACAUCCAUCGCAAAUUUCGUCAACAAGUAUCCAAACAUUGAACUAACGUACUCUGUAGAAGGCUCUGGCCCUUACGCUUCAGGUGCACCUCUUGAAAUUACUGUAACAUUGACUAGAGAUGAAGAGCCUGAGGAUCUCCAGGUGGUCGCAGGAAGAUUUCCCUCCACAAGGUAUGAGGGCUGGUGGAUCAUUGCAGGUGUGCGAGAGACGAAAGAACUCUACGCUAUAAAGAAGGUUUCUCUAGGUAAAGAGACUCAAGCUUUUAAUCUCGAAGUCUCGCUGGAGAAAGGAAGUCACCAGGUAACCCUGUGGUGUUUAAGCGAUUCAUAUGUGGAUGCAGACAAGGAAGUAUCCUUUGAACUUAAUGUGAUUUAG